Molecule: messenger RNA, 1251 nt
Organism: Coprinopsis cinerea okayama7#130
Lineage: Eukaryota; Fungi; Basidiomycota; Agaricomycetes; Agaricales; Psathyrellaceae
Product: acyl-CoA oxidase
Exons: 7
Coding region: 1-1251 (416 amino acids)
Cellular component (GO): mitochondrion
Molecular function (GO): acyl-CoA dehydrogenase activity; flavin adenine dinucleotide binding
Source: RefSeq, a predicted model, not a curated record
AUGUUCAGAAUCGCUACCCGUGCUGCUUCAAACCCCCUCAGAGCCCUUGCCGUCUCCUCCAGGACGUUCGCGACGACGCGAUGCGUUCGCUCGGAAACUCGGCCAACUUCUCUCGACGCCUUCACAGAGGAAGAAACAAUGUUGAGAGAAGCUGUCCGCCGAUUCGCAGUCGACGUGGUGGGACCCAAGGUCCGGGAGAUGGAUGAGAACGAGCAGAUGGAUCCUGCCAUCAUCAAGGGUCUCUAUGAGCAGGGUCUCAUGGGUAUCGAAACCAGCGCGGAGCAUGGUGGCGCCGAGUCCUCCUUCACCUCCGCAAUCAUCGCCAUUGAGGAAUUGGCCAAGGUCGACCCCUCCGUCUCUGUCCUCUGCGACGUACACAACACUCUCGUCAACACCGUCGUUCGAAAAUACGGCACCAAGGAGCAGCAAGACAAAUGGCUCCCUCAGCUGUCAGAAUCCAAGCUCGGAUCCUUCUGUCUCUCCGAACCCGCCUCUGGCUCAGACGCUUUCGCUCUCCAGACCCGCGCAAAGAAGGAUGGUAACGACUGGAUCAUCAACGGUUCCAAGAUGUGGAUCACCAACUCUUACGAGGCUGAGAUUUUCCUCAUCUUCGCUAAUGUCGACCCGAGCAAGGGAUACAAGGGUAUCACCUGCUUCCUUGCCACCAAGGACAUGGGUGUCCAAAUUGCCAAGAAGGAGCAGAAACUCGGUAUCCGUGCUUCCUCAACAUGCACCAUCUCCCUCGACGACCUCAAGGUUCCGGAGGAAAACAUCAUUGGUGGUAUUGGCAAGGGUUACAAGAUUGCCAUUGAAAUCCUAAACGAAGGCCGAAUCGGUAUCGCCGCCCAAAUGUUGGGUCUCGCACAAGGUGCAUUCGACAAGGCUGUUCCCUACACCUAUGAACGCAAGCAAUUCGGACAAGCUAUUGGCACCUUCCAAGGAAUGGCCUUCCAAAUCGCCCAAGCCGCCAUCGACAUCGAAACCGCACGCUUGAUGACCUACAACGCUGCUCGCCGAAAGGAGGAGGGCUUGCCUUUCACCAAGGAAGCAGCCAUGGCCAAGUACUGGGCUAGCGUUGUCGCACAACGCGUCUCCGGUCAAGCCAUCGAAUGGGCUGGUGGAGUCGGAUUCACUCGUGAAACCGGUAUCGAAAAGUUCUGGCGAGACUCGAAGAUUGGUGCUAUCUACGAAGGAACGUCGAACAUUCAGUUGCAGACUAUCGCCAAGUUCAUCCAGAAGGAGUACUCUUAA